Molecule: messenger RNA, 1188 nt
Organism: Fusarium vanettenii 77-13-4
Lineage: Eukaryota; Fungi; Ascomycota; Sordariomycetes; Hypocreales; Nectriaceae
Exons: 2
Coding region: 1-1188 (395 amino acids)
Source: RefSeq, a predicted model, not a curated record
AUGAAGCUGCAAAAUCUUUUUGCACUUUUCGUCCUCGCUGUCGAUGCAUCUGAGAUUUUCCCCCCUUGCCAGAAACAUGAUUGCGUCCCUUCCGGGGUUUACACAGCACCCGGAAUAGGGUUCGGGCUCUCCUUUUCCUCUGGGACUGCGGCGGCACAUCUCCACAAUGGUACUGUCUUGGAUCUCGCUUUCGUCCGCGCCAAACCAGACUACACCGCGCUCAUGGCUCGACUUAUCGCUUUACCGGAGGCUCCCCCUCCACUGAACCGAUGGAGGAAAUGGCGCAGGUCUAUCAACAAGAAGCUCAGGAGGCCGGCAACACCAGACGUCGGCACCUUGGCAGAAAUGCUUACCUCCCUUCGUGACGCUGCCACUACCGCUCUGGCUCCUAUCAAUCCGCUCGAUAGGGUCGUUGUAACAACUCCACCAAUGCCAGGCCUCGCAGACUACGAUCUCAUAGACGCUCUUGAGUACGCUAGUCUGCGACCUUGGGUGUGCUCUGACUUCUGCGAAGAACUACCCUACGCAGACCCAGGUUUCCCUUUCGGGCCAGGGGUAGGAUACCCUGAAGAGCUGACCGAGGCACAUGCUGUUAUGGCGGGUCAUGGACUUGGUCUAUGCGAGGACUACGACAACUUGGACCUUUGCUUCAACGAAGAGCAAUCUAUGCCGCUGGAAAAGGUUAUGGUGGUAGGGCUCACUGAGACGGACUUCCGGGCCGAAGUGAUGAAGACACAGGGGUCAUUUCCAGAGUUCCCGGAUAUUAUCUAUGGGUUUGUGGAUCUGACGGCUGGACUUAAUGCCCGUGGGGGUUUCCAAUCUGAGGAGGCCUACUGGGCCUACAUUGGCAGCAGAUUGAAGAUGCUAGUCAGCCGCCUGCCCAUGAAACUCACGAGGGUCUGGCUCGCCGGAGAAAACUCGACGCAUCCAGCCUUCCUUGACACCAUUCGAGAGGCAAUUGAGGGUAGUGGUCAUGGCUAUGUUUUCGGUCAGGGGGGAGUUGACGCCGGGCAACUGCUCGAAAGGAGCGGAGCGAUCAGUCCUACAUUUUCCAGCGCCAGGGGCGCAGCGCAGUACGCAAGAUGGAGGCAACAAGCCCCGCUUGGAUGUUAUGAGAGGCCUGGGUGCAAGGAUGAGCGAAGGGGAGAUGGCCAUGAUAGCCGGGAGAAGAAAAUUGAUUUGAGAUAA